Molecule: messenger RNA, 1915 nt
Organism: Ostrinia furnacalis (Asian corn borer)
Lineage: Eukaryota; Metazoa; Arthropoda; Insecta; Lepidoptera; Crambidae
Gene: NUCB1
Product: Nucleobindin 1
Exons: 11
Coding region: 182-1732 (516 amino acids)
Cellular component (GO): endoplasmic reticulum-Golgi intermediate compartment; extracellular exosome
Molecular function (GO): calcium ion binding
Source: RefSeq, a predicted model, not a curated record
CGUCAGUCAAGUCCUCAAUCAAUGAAAUGAAAUCAUGUCAUUUUCUCGUUUGCCUUUGCAUUGAUUUGUAAAAGUGAGUAAUGUACAGUAGUAAAUAAAAUUAUUGCACUGAUAACCCCUACUUUGUGAUUGAAAUACAUUUUGCAAUUUUUCUUAUAGGUGUCACGGUUUUUUUGAUAUCAUGUGGCUCCUACCGAGUUUUCUGUGCCUUGUGGUGAUACUUCACUGCUCUUAUGCUCCACCUGUGACUCCAGAGCAUAAAGAAAGUGAGAUCAAAGAUGACCUUGAAGAAUACAUGGAAUACCAUCGCUAUUUGCAAGAAGUGGUCCAGGCACUAGAGAGUGAUCCCGAUUUUAGGGAACGCCUAGAAAAGGCUGAAGAAGAUGACGUUCGGUCUGGCAAAAUUGCAGAACAAUUAGAUUUUGUAAAUCAUAAUGUUCGGACGAAACUAGAUGAAAUCAAGCGUCGUGAAUUGGAGCGACUUCGGCAUCUUGCUACUAAGCAAUAUGAAUUAACUAACGACCUUGAUACACAUAUGGGUAAAGUCCCAUCGAACGAGCAUCUUGACCACGGAAACCCACACACUUUUGAGAUAGAAGAUUUGAAACGUUUGAUUAAAAAAACAACUGAGGACUUGCAAGCUGCUGAUAAACGAAGGGAAAAGGAAUUUAAGGAGUACGAGAUGCAGAAAGAGUUCGAAAAACAUCAGAAACUGGAGUCCUUGGAUGAUACUCAAAAGAAAGAGUUUUUGGAAAAUAUUAAAAAAGAGGAAGAAGCCAAGAAACAUCACCAACCUCUUCAUCACCCCGGCUCCAAACAACAAUUGGAGGAGGUCUGGGAGAAACAGGACCAUAUGGAUCAGAAAUUUGACCCCAAAGCAUUCUUCAUGAUGCAUGAUGUCGACGGUAACGGUGCCUGGGACGCUGAUGAAGUAAAAGCCCUUUUCAUCAAGGAGUUGGACAAGCUAUACGGACCGGGCGGCCCCAACAAGGAUUUGCACGAGAGAGCCGAAGAGAUGGAGCGCAUGCGCGAACACGUCUUCAAAGAAAACGACCUGAACCGCGACGGAUUGAUAGAGUUCAACGAAUUCCUGAUCAAGACUCAUAACCCUGAAUUCAACCAGGAUGAAGGCUGGAAAUCGAUUGAUGAAAACCAAAUCUACACCCAAGAUGAGUAUGCAGAAUAUGAAAGAAGGAGAUUAGAAGAGCUGAGAUACAUGCAACAACAUGGCUUGGUGGAUGCACACGGCCGUCCCGUCCCAGGUGCUCAACACAGGCUUCACCAGGCCUACCAGCAACAGCAGGCCCACCAGCAACAGCAGGCCUACCAACAACAGCAGGCCUACCAACAGGCCCAAGGACAGCAGUAUUACCAGCAGCACCAGGUCCCACCGCAAGGCUAUCAACAAGCGCCCGGUCAGGUUCCCCAGGAGUACCAAGGUCAAGCUCAACAGUACCAGCCACCGCAAGGCCAAGCCCAGAACAUCAACGUGAACCAAGGUCAACCGCUAGUCCAGCAAACCGUUCCGGCUCAAACCGCGCAAGGCCAAGUCCCCCCGCAAUCCAGCCAAGGCCAAGCGCCGCCGCCUGCUCCCGCUGCAGGCCUGAACCAACCCCCACCCCCUGCAGGCUCCCAAGGACAGCCAAAAGUUGAAGGUCAGGCACCUCAAACUCAAGGCCAAGCCCCAGUACAGGCACAGCCACCACAAGCUCACCAUCAAAGCGCUCAAUAAAGCUGCGGUGCAUAAUACAUAGCUCGUGAUAAUCUAUAUUAUCCAGUUGACAUCUCUUUUUGUUUCUAUCUUUCACAAGUGGUGCCAAAUUUAUUUCACGCUUUUGCAUACUGUAUUUAAAUUAUUCUCGCUGUUCACUAUUGACGAUAUUGUAGACUUUAAAUAAACAAAUUAAAUCCUGAA